Molecule: messenger RNA, 4206 nt
Organism: Pomacea canaliculata
Lineage: Eukaryota; Metazoa; Mollusca; Gastropoda; Architaenioglossa; Ampullariidae
Product: kinesin-like protein KIF6
Biological process (GO): microtubule-based movement
Molecular function (GO): ATP binding; microtubule binding; microtubule motor activity
Source: RefSeq, a predicted model, not a curated record
CAGAAAACCCGUAAAGUUACAAAGCUGCAUGUCGGGAAGGCUAGAAACAAAAUGGCGAAUGUAAACUUUCCGGCCUGAUGGCGGUGGCUGUCGCCGUUACGACUUUGAAAAGAUUAAGAAAGAGGGUCCAGUAUGCAUGAGAAUGAUAUAACAGAUAUGAUUACUUAAGAAGUGGAGAAAUUAAUAAUGCAGCAAGUUUAAAAGGAGCGGGUAUCUUUCUUGAUCAAAUGCUGUAUUUUGAUCAUGUCACACAUUAAAACCUUUGCACGUAUAAAACCAGCCAAAGAUCUCUAUGAAGACUAUGAAAUAAGAGGAAAGAUAUUUGUUCUUCGUGUCCCUGAACUAGUAAGAGACUAUGGUGGACCGCUGGUAAAGAACCGGAUACCUACUAUAAGUUAUGACUUCAAAUUUGACAAAAUAUUUAACCCUAACACAAACCAAGAAGAAACAUACAGUGCAGCCGCUCAGGAAAUAGUAGCAGGAUUUCUUGAUGGCUAUAAUGGAACCAUAUUUGCUUAUGGCCAGACGGGUACAGGGAAAACAUACACUGUAGAAGGUAGUGCUCUUCGUUUUAGUGAUCGAGGCUUGGCUCCCAGAGCACUGACUCAGAUCUACAAGGCCCUGGAAGAGAGGGAAAAUGAGGAGAUUACAUUGCAUAUCUCAUACCUAGAGAUCUACCAAGAAGUGGCCUAUGAUCUGCUCAGUACAACAGCAAGAAGUGCUUCUGCUGUUACAGUCUUCCCAAGGGUGACUGUGAUGGAAGGACCUUGUGGGACAUGUCUAAUCCGCAAUUUGUCGAUCCACCUUGCUGCAAGUGAAGAUGUUGCUCACACGCUUCUUCUUCAAGGUCAGACCAAUCGCAAGGUGGCUGAGACUCCCGUCAAUCAGCGAUCAUCACGAUCACAUGCUGUUUUCACCAUCUACCUCACAGUGCGCAAACCAGAUUCAGACAUUAUUACACGGUCCAAACUACACUUGGUUGAUCUAGCAGGAUCAGAGCGUGUAGCCAAAACUGGUGUAGAUGGUCAACAGCUGACUGAAGCAAAGUCCAUAAAUCUCUCACUGCAUCAUCUGGAAUCUGUAAUCAUAGCUCUGCAGGAGGACUCUGGGAGUGCCCAGAACCAAGCACAGAACACAACAGUAAAUAAAAGCAAUUUUUUCCUACCUCCAUCACGUCCCAGUACGACGGAGUGUGGGAAGCAAAGUCGUCAUGUGCCCUACAGAAACUCACUUCUUACCAUGGUUCUUCGUGACUCUCUUGGUGGCAAUUGCUUGACUGCUAUGAUAGCAACUAUUUCACUUGAAAUCCAUAACAUUGGAGAAACUUUGUCCACCUGCCGAUUUGCCCAGCGUGUGGCUUGCAUAGCAAAUCACGCAAGGAGAAACGAAGAGGUUGAUGACAAGACCCUUAUUCAGCAGCUGAAAAAGCGUAUUGCAGAACUUGAAGCCAGCAUGGCCUGCAUGAAACUUUUGCAAGACCAGGAUGGAAGAGGAGGUGGGAGUGAUGAAGAGGACACAAAUGGCAAGCUGACAGAUGAGGAUAAACUCGCUUGUGCACAGGUGGUGCAGGAAUACAUUGCUGGCCGUGUGACUGAUCCUGUAGUUGCAGGUAUUACUAACCCAUUCAGAUUCAGAGAGUGCCUACGGAUCCUGAAGAAGAUGGUGAUCAACAAGUACUUCCAGCAAUUUAUCAACCUUCCCGACCCUACAUCAAGUGGAAGCACUAUGGCUAAGUCUUCAAGCAGUAAUAAUGUACGUCAUGAAGUGUCAUCUACUGAUGACCAAAGAAGCAGACCCUUCAGAAGACCAAGCAGGAUGUGUCAGAAGGGGAAACCACUAUCAGCGGAAAAUGAAAUGUUGACCAAUGUUCCCAGAGUAUCUGUUUCUUCUGAACACUAUAAAUCUCCGUAUGAGCGAAAGCGUGAAAGAGAAAUCAGACGUCUUGCUCGCAAGGUGGAUAGCAUGAAAGACAGUCAAGCUAUUCAAGAACAAAAUGUACAAGCUCUGCAAGUAAAUAGUUUAGAAGAAUUCAGAAGUAUGGAAUCCACUAUUAGAAACAAGAUAAGUGUCACACGAGAACAGAUUGCAGACCAGCAUGCAUACAUCCAGCGCCUCAGACAUACAGAAGCCAGCCCAGAGAUCUUGGCCCAAGAAAAGUUAAUUGCAAGCCAGCUAGUUAAAAAAGAGGGAAAACUACAGAAAAAAUUGGAGGAGAUACUUCAACAUAAAGCUGAACAUGAGUCACAGAUUACUGGGACAGAGGAAAGAGAACAGCUUCAGGCCAAGCCUGCAGAGAAUCGCUCAUUAGAAGAACAAUUUGCUCAGUACAAAAAGCGUAAUGGCACCUUGAACACUCGACAGGUGUUUGAAAUGCUUAAAUCAGAAGAGAAAAAACAGACAAAGAUUAUAGCCAAGACAGAAAAAGAACAGAAAAUAUUACUAACAAAACAGGUGGCUGCAAGAGAAGAAGCUACUCGAGAGAAGCUCCAUCUCCUGAAAGAAAUGCUGCAUAAAGCUCAUCAGGAACAAAUAGAGAAUAAGCCAUUGCCUUUUGGUCAGAAAACGGAUGGUUUGUUUGCAACACACAUGGGGUCUGUGCCGCAAGAAUCAGCUUACUCAGCUGUAUCCAAUUACACUGCCAGGGAUAUGCAAGGAGAAGAAAAUGUUCUGUCAUCCGCUAUUAAUGGAUCUCACAAACAAAGACCAUCUGAUGAUACUGGAUCUCAGAACACUGCCCUUAGAGGGAGCAAUGGUGCCUCUGAUAACCGGUUAUUGCACAGUCCAAAAAAACACAGAGUUAGGGUACAAGACUAUGAAUCUCAGCUGCCAUCAGGACUUCUCAAAACAGAACAGAUGCAGGUAUCUGGGAGCUGUAUUCAAGGGACACAGGAAGCUCUAAGCCCCGUCAUUCCUAGUGAAUAUGUUCGAUGCAUGGCUAAUGGUGAGAAAUUUGAUGCCAGAAAGAUGGGCUUGUCAUCAGAAACCUUUGACACUGCCCUUCUGUCCAUGCUGAAUGGUGGGACACUACAGGUGUCAUGUGAUGCAGAAUUUUAUGACAAGUUUGCUAGAUCACCACCACCCAGGAAAAGACCAGGACGAAGACAUUUGAAACUCAAGAGUGCAGUUAUACCAAAAGAUUACCAGGAGCAAAAUGAAAAGUUCGGGGAAGCCUGGGAUCCAAAAGCUAAGAACUCACCUGUAUCACAACGCCUUGCUCAAUUCCUGGGUGACGAUAUUUCAAAGCCUAAACCUGUCCCACCAUCAAAGCAAGAUAAUUCUUUUCAGCAGCGAUCAUAUCUGCAUGCAGAAAAUAAUAAUUUUGUUGAUGGCUUAGAAGUCGUCUCUCCACGAAUACAGGCUCUUGAAGAUAAACAACGAGAAUUCACUUACAUGGGCCGAGUGCAAGCAGAGCGAGAAAGAAUAGCAAAGAUUCGCAGAGCAAGGAAAGCAGCUGAAACUAUACAAAAAGCAUGGAGGCUUCACAGAACUCGCAUCAAAUGAAUCUGUGGCUUCUCAUUGUGAUUAGUUUACCUAUCAUGAUCAGACGAUUCUUCUCUCUCCACUAAACAUGGAAAAAUAUAGAUUUCCUAGAUUCAGGGUAAGUGCCUUAACCAAAAAACACUUUGGCCGUAUGCAUGUUCCAUGCCUGAUGGUACAUGGCAUUAGGUGGAGAACUAAUAGCUUAUGCUUUGAGAACAAAUGUCUCAUCUAUAUAAUUAUGAUUAUCUAAAAUGAUUUUCAAUUUUGGUUAAAAGUUGAUUUGGAUAAUCGUUUGGAAAACAUUUAAAAAGGACAUGUGCUGCGAAACAUUUAAAAGGGACAGGUGUAAGAAUUUAUCUGGACUGCUUUUUUUGGUUUGCUAUUAUGAUUACUGUCUCAAAAUAUCUGCUGUAUAAAUAGCAUGAUUGAAGCUUAUAAAAAGGAAGCAACAAAAAAAGAAAGCAAUCCAGAUAACUUUUAAUCUUGCUUCAUGUCAUCACAUCAAUAUAUUUUUUAUACUUGAUAUUUGGGCUUCUCACAUAUUUUUUUCUUCCAUAUGGGUGGAACAAGCUCAGGGGAAACGUUAGCCAGUUUCUAAAGAAAAUUAAAUACGUUUAAGAAUGAAAAAGAUGAUUUAGCUAUUCCUGAAUGCAUUGUGAUUUGUCAAAUAAUUUCGUGUUGCUUCUAACAAAUUUUCUGAGGUAAAUCAAUAAAAUAGUUGUGCUA